Lodderomyces theae is the source of this 3654-nucleotide messenger RNA. RefSeq names its product Ape3p (gene APE3). Bases 1 to 3654 code for a protein of 1217 amino acids. Gene Ontology annotation, cellular component: endoplasmic reticulum. The transcript has 2 exons. Gene Ontology annotation, molecular function: misfolded protein binding; protein-folding chaperone binding; aminopeptidase activity. The record is from RefSeq and is a predicted model, not a curated record. NCBI's taxonomy places the organism in Eukaryota, Fungi, Ascomycota, Pichiomycetes, Serinales, Debaryomycetaceae. Gene Ontology annotation, biological process: protein folding in endoplasmic reticulum; proteolysis.
AUGGUAUUACUACGCCAUUUACUUACGUGCCUUGCCCUUAGCAACUACCUGGCCGCAGUAGCGAGCUCAAAGCUGUCUCCAAAUGAUGGUGUGCUUGGAAAAAUUGCCCACGUCGAGACUCUUUUUACAAGAGAGGGUCCAACACCGGAUGUACUUGAGCAUUUCGAUCAUUUGAUAAAGGAUGUCAGGUCAUAUCGGACCGAUAACCAAGUUGUUGAAUUGGGGUACGACGAAUUGAACAAGUCAUUGACACAACUACUAUUCAAAAGAGCCUUGAUUGAAAUCAGUCUCAAGAAGGAGUCCUUAGCUAUCGUUGACUUGCAAGAUGUUUUGAAAUUGGAUCCGAAGAUGAAACCAGCUGAGAAUAAGUUGGUGGAGAUAUUGGUAUCGAGAGGAGACUUUACCAAUUUGGAGCAAUACUUGAAGGACUCUCACAUACCCAGAGAAUCGUCCGCUUGGGAAGCAAUCGACUUGUUUCAGCACCACUGGACACAAGCAGAAAAAUACUUUAAAGAAAACAAGUUUGAGGAGUGCUUGAAGGAACUUGAUCAAAUUGCAGUGGUUAGCACUAACAGCUAUGAAGUGUUUCAGCUAUACUUGAAAGCAAGCUUGCAAAUGUUCCAAAACGACCCAGAAAAGAAAGUUCAGUACUUGAAUGAGCCAGAAGUACCGUUAAAGAAAGUGAUCGUUUCGCUACUAUCGAAACUAAUAAUGAUCAAUCCAGUAAAGAACUUGCAGUAUUAUACACUUUUGUCAGAAUUUUAUCUCAUCACGGAGGUUCAAUUUGAUCAGGCUUUCAAGACGGUGAAAAGCUGCUUGAGAAUAGAUAACGACUACAAGCCAUGUGGCGAGUUGUCAAAGUUUUAUUCCAAAUUUGCAGAAUUUUUACAAGAUUUGGAGAAUUAUUCAAUCAAUAAUGGUCAUAUUUACCCGAAGUUGGAGAUUGAACAUCAAGGCAAUUUUGAUAAAGAGCUCAUUGACUUGAACUUUAAGAGAAUCAAUGAUUUCUUGUUCCACGAAGAUGUCAAAUUGACUAGAGCAGAAAAGAAGAAGUCCUUGAAAGUGAAGACAAACUUUGAAUACUUGACCAAAGUGAAGGAAUUUGACAAUGCAUUACGUAAUUCUAAUCUAUUAUUUUACUCCGACUUGACAAAGUUGGGAUGCGAGUCCUUUAUCCAAAUCGGUGAGUACAAGCAUGGAGAAGCAGUGUGUAAGCUUGUUAAGGAUAGAGAGUUUUUCCCACUUUCUGUGCCUGAGAUUGAUCAAUUAUUGAAAAGCAAGGAUUAUCAAGGAGCCGAACGGAAAUUGCUGAGCUUUAAUGGGUAUGUUAGAAACACACCGUUGUUCCAAAAGAGAACGAGACCUAUUGAGGAGUAUCAUGCAAGGAUGAAUCAGGAGAGACAGAGACAGCAGCAGCAAAACUUUUACAGGCAGCAGCAACAACAGCAACAACAACAAAGACAGCAGAGACAACAACAUCAACAAUAUAGACCACCACAGAGUAAACCAAAGACCGACUACUACAAAAUCUUGGACAUAGGACGAGAUGCCGAUGACAAGACCAUUAGAAAAGCGUACCGAACACAAACCUUGAAGUAUCAUCCAGAUAAAUACAAGGGAACCGACUUGACACCGGAGCAAAUUGAACACAAAAUGCAAGAUGUCAAUAAAGCGUAUGAAGUAUUGUCUGAUCCAGAGUUGCGUGAACGUUACGAUAGAGGUGAUGACCCAAAUGACCCGUUGAAUGGCGGUGGUGGUGGCGGUGGUGGCGGUGCACAUCCGCAAUACGGUGGCUUCAAUGGGGGAGGACAACAGUUCUCAUUCAACUUCGGCAAUGGAGGUGGCGGCGAUUUUUUCCAACAGUUCUUUGGUGGUUUUGGUGGUUUUGGUGGAGGUGCUGGUGGAGGUGNGGUGGUUUUGGUGGAGGUGCUGACACAACGCACAGAAUCAACUAGCUGCUCUGGACCACGUUUCAAUAUGAAGUAUUCAGUUUUGUUGUCCAUUGCAAUUGCUGUUUCCAAAGUAGACGCAUUGCCUCCGCUUAAAUUUUGGCAAGAUGUUAUUCCAUUAGGCGGACAACAACCCCAAGCUAACCAAGAAGUUUUUGUUAAUUCACAAUCUAGUGGUGUAGAUGAGAAGCAGGAGGAUGUUUUGGGGUUGCAAUUGCCACAUUAUGAAGAGUCUGAGUCGAUUACAAUCACCGACGUCAUUGACGAGUCUGUUUAUGAAAAAUUACCCGAAAUUGAUUCUGAGUCUUUGCAAUCCACAAUCAAAGAAGCAAAUUUGAGAAAGCGUGCUGAGUCAUUGUUUAAGGUUGCCAAUUACUCCACCAAGAAAUAUGGCCAUCCAACUAGAGUCAUUGGUUCACCGGGCCACUGGGCCACUAUCCGGUACAUCAUUUCUGAAUUGAAAAAGCUCGGUGGUUACUACACCAUUAAAACCCAAAGUUUUGAUGCUAUUGACGGCCAUAUUGAUUCCUAUUCUUUAUUGAUUGAUGGUGUGCAGCCCAAGAGUUUGAAACCGUUGGCGUUGACACCACCCACGGCUGAUACACGUCCGGCACACGGGAACUUGGUGUUGGUCGAGCAGAAUGGAUGCUCGUUGCAUGAUUAUCCGCAUUUGACAAAGGGAAACAUUGUGUUGAUCAAACGUGGUGAGUGCUCGUUUGGAGACAAGUCUAGGAACGCUGGUAAAUUGGGAGCCAAGGGGGCAAUUAUCUUUGACUCCGAAGGUGCUGUUUCUGGUACAUUGGGUACACCUAAUGGAGAUGAAGUUGCCACUGUUGCAGUUGAUGAGAAGGAUGUCGAAGAAUAUAUCAAAAAGUUGAAGGCUAAUCCAAAUCACAAGUUUGAAACUACGUUGUAUGUUGAUUCUUAUGUUAAAAAUAUAUCAACCAUCAAUGUUAUCGCUGAUACUGUAUUUGGUGAUCAUGACAAUGUUGUUUCGUUGGGAGCCCAUUCUGAUUCUGUUGGAGCAGGACCAGGUAUCAAUGACGAUGGUUCAGGUACUAUUUCAUUAUUGGAAGUUGCUCAGCAAUUGACAAAGUACAAGAUUAACAAUGCUGUUCGAUUUGCUUGGUGGGCAGCUGAAGAGGAAGGUUUGUUGGGAUCGACAUAUUACGCUAACCAUUUAUCCAAGCUGGAGAACAAGAAGUUGAGAUUAUUUAUGGAUUACGAUAUGAUGGCGUCUCCAAAUUAUGAAUAUGAAGUCUACGAUGCUAACAACAAGGAUCAUCCCAACGGACUGGGAAAUCUACGUGAUUUGUACAUUGAUUGGUAUAAACAGCAUGGGUUGAACUACACAUUGGUUCCAUUUGAUGGUAGAUCAGAUUACGUUGGAUUUAUUGAUCAAAAUAUACCAGCUGGAGGGAUUGCCACUGGUGCCGAAAAGUUGAAGGACAAAGAAGCUAAACGCAAAUUUGGUGGCGACUUGGGUAAAGCGUUUGACCCAUGUUACCAUCAAUUGUGUGAUGAUUUGUCAAACCCAAGUUAUGAAGCAUGGGGAUUGAAUACAAAGCUUAUUGCUCAUUCAGUUGCUACUUUUGCCAAGACUUUUGAUGGGUUCCCCAAGAGAGAAGUAGAUAAGGUGCAACAACAACUGGUUACCGGUGGUGAUGCUUUGUUUACAAGAAGAGGUGAUUUGUAUGUUGUAUAG